Molecule: messenger RNA, 5277 nt
Organism: Panonychus citri (citrus red mite)
Lineage: Eukaryota; Metazoa; Arthropoda; Arachnida; Trombidiformes; Tetranychidae
Product: toll-like receptor 3
Biological process (GO): toll-like receptor signaling pathway; inflammatory response; immune response
Cellular component (GO): membrane
Molecular function (GO): protein binding; transmembrane signaling receptor activity
Source: RefSeq, a predicted model, not a curated record
CUCGAUUCAAUUUCUCUCUCACCGAGGAAGAUGAAAGAGAGAAAAUCAUAAAAAAAGAAUCCGAAACUCGUCUUGUUUAUAAUAAUAUCGCAAUAAGAAUUCAUUAAGAUUCACACUCCCCUUUUAUCUUCCUCUCUCUCUCUCUCUCAACCUCUGUCUCUCUCUGUCUCUCUCUUUCUCCCCUGUCACCUUCUUAAUUAUCCUCAUCCAUCUUCCUCCUCUCUCUUUCUCUCUUUUCUCUGUCUUCAUCUGUCUUUUUUUCCAAUUUCUCUUACACAAUCAUUUUCUCUCUUCAUGUUUCCAGUUUCUUUUUUUCUCAAUUUUUUUUUACUUUUCAUUACCUUUGUUUCUCUAAUUGUCCUAUUCUUAUUUUCAUAAUUAAUAUUUUCUCUUCUAAAUUUACCUCUACAAUCCUGUUAUUCAUUUAGAUCAUGUGUUAAAUCACCAUAAACAUAAUUACCAACAAUUAACUAACAAUUUCCACAUCUCUAGUAGCGAUUAAAACUCAGCUACCUUGGGAAAUUUUCUCGGUGUUUGUGUUAGUGUUUCAAUCGUUGCAAACGCAAUUUCGGCCUCACAAUUAACCAUCAACAUCGACCAGAGUCUCUUUUCUCCCCCCACCCUCCUCCUAAUCACCUUAACAAUUAAUUGAUUAUUGUACUUUGAUUACAGUUGAUCGUUGGAUAACAUUGAUGUGGUCCUGGUGGAAAUCGAUUCCCCACAAUUUAAUCAAUGCGAAUAUCAUCAAAAGAGAGAAGGCUAAUAUUAUAUGUGAUAAUUUCUAGUUGUAUUUUUGAUCUAAUUGAUCUAAUUGUCCAAUGGAAUCAUUCAUCUUGUCAUCAUCAUCAUUCCAGAAAAUGGUGCUCCCUAAACUCAUCAUCUCACCAAAACAAUCAACUCUCUCAACGAUUGUCAAUUUUUGGAGGUGUCAGUGGACUUAUAUUAAAUUACGAUCUAGGAAAUCCUUCCGUUUCCGUUGAUGAUCAAGUUCGUCCAUCACCUCACCAUUCAUCGUCCGAUUCUUGGGUAUCAGAGGAAUUGUGGCCUAAAGAGAAAUCAAUCAUUCACAUUAAAUUAAUUAAACCAGUUCCUAAAGAAUUAACAAUCAGAGAAUCACGAAACAAAGACACUUACCUGUUGGAUCCAAGUUUAGAUUUUGAUUCACCUUAUCGUCUAAUUUUCAUCAACAAUUGUACUUUAUCAUUUAAAUCAUAUUACGAUGGUUUCACUAGCGAACCAAACAAUCAAGAGAUCACUCGAGAUACAUCAAACAUUCAAGUUCAAAUUACUGGUGGAAUUGAUUGUAAGGAGCUUCCAUUGUCACCUUUGACCGCUUUCUCGGCCAAUUUAACUCACCUUGUGGUCAGAAACACCGGGAUAACCAAAUUAACUAAAUUUCUGUUUGGUGCAAAUCGUUUAGAUAAAUUGAUUCGUUUGGACAUUAUUGAUAAUCAUCUAUUGACGAACCUUCAACCUCGUGCUUUCGAUGGAUUAACCAAACUUUCCUAUCUUAGUUUAAUUAACAAUUCUAACUUGACCAUCAUAGCAUUAGAAUCUUUUGCUGGACUUAAAAGUCUCGAGGAACUUAUUUUCCUAGGCAAUGGUCAAUUCUGGGAUCAGAAUUAUUUUACCACAAUAUUAAGAUCAGCUUCGGAUAAAAUUUUACCAAAUUUGAUUCAUCUUCAUCUACAUGGAGCUCAACUCACCAAGAAUCAAUAUGAAAAUCAGAUUAAAUCUGAAUACUCAUUUAGUACAAUUGAUCAUCAAAGUGAUGAAAAUAAUAAUCCAACUAAUUAUCGUUAUUCAAGUAAAUUAAGAUCAUCAUCAAUUGAAUCAUCAAUUUCAUCUCACCAAAGUCCAGAGGUCAACGGAAUGAAGGUCAAUUAUGAUCGUGGUAAAAGUGGCCUCAAGAUAAACAAAGACGAUUUUAAUGGAUUAACUCAAGUUAAAUACCUACAAUUAAGUGAUUGUGAUAUAACUUAUAUCCACCCAUUAGCAUUAGCACCUUUAUUGCGAAACAUAAUCAGCUUAAAUUUAGCUGGUAAUCCUAAAUUGCGAAUUGACAAUUUAAAAUCAAUAUUAGCACCUUUCUAUGUUUCCAAUGUGAAGUUAAACCUCGAGAGUGAACAAUUAACGGUUAAUUCAUCAUUUCAAAAUUAUCCAAUCUCCAAUUCUCAAUCUAAAAUUGGACUCGUGUCGCUUGACCUUUCACAUUCAAUUGAUACCUCAUAUGUACCUAAAGAUUUACUGACCAUUAUCAGUAAGACAACGAUAACCGAGCUUUAUAUGGACUCAGUACCUUGGCGGUCACUUCGAGAGGGAGAUAUACCACCAAUGCCACACCUGAAAGUUUUACACAUUGACAACAAUCAAAUUGAAACAAUCGACGAGAAAACAUUUGAUGGUUUAGAGGAUUUAAUUAGAUUAAGUUUAAGAGGAAAUUUAAUCCAAGAAAUACCGCUUUACCUAUUGGAACCGCUUCGUAAACUUGAAUAUCUUGACCUGUCUGGAUAUCAGGUUAAAUUGUCAGUAAUCAGUAACAAUCAGAAUGAUGAUGAUGAUCAUCAUCAUGCUGAUAGCAAUAACGGUGAUGAUGAUGAUGAUGGUGGUGGUGGUAAUGAUAAUGAAAGAAAAUCUCAAACUAAUCAACCUGAUAACUUGAUUAAUCAAUAUACUCCUUUGAAUAUACCUCGAAAAUUUUUUGUUGGCACUUCAUUGAAGGAACUGAAUCUGAGUUACAAAAAUCUGACCCAAUUAACUCGAUUCCAGUUUAUUGGAUUAUACAAAUUGGAGAGACUUCAUCUUCGAGGAUGUAAUCUACAAAAUAUUGAGUAUUUGACUUUUUUCCCUUUAAAAUCAAUUGUUUACAUUGAUUUAAGCGAAAACAAUCAACUAAUUGGUAAUGUCCGGUCAUCAGAAGAAGACACUUUCGCUGGACUCGAGGCAAUUGAAAUGAUUCGCUUGGCUAAUUGUAAUUUAACCACUGAAGAUAUAAAUGAUUUCAAUAUUUGGCGUCGGAUGCAUGAACAUGUUCAAUUGUUGGAUUUGUCGUCUAAUUUAAUUGAUCUGAUCAAUAGUACAACUUUGGCUAAUUUUACUGAACUGCGACACAUCAAUUUAUCUCAUAAUCAGAUCAAAAGUUGGCACAAUUAUACAAUUUUCGGUAAAAAUAGUUUCAUUACGACUUUGGACAUUUCGUUUAAUCAGAUAACUCAUUUGACCGCUGAAAUGUUGGGCGAUUUUCGUAACUUGAAAAAUUUAUCCUUUGCUUUUAAUCCGUUAAAUUGUGAAUGUGAUUGGGAUGGACCAUUGUUGCUAUUAGAUCAAAAGCAAAAGAAAUUAAAUCAAGUUCAUCAUGCUAAAAUUCAAGAUCAUAUUCAACAAUUAGUUGAUCGUCAGCAGGAAAUUGUAUCAACCGCUUUCGCCUCAUCACAGGCACCACCAAAAAGUAUCAUCGAAUGGCUAAAUACAACGUCCAUUCAUUUUCUUCUUGACCAUCAUCCCCUCCGAUCUGAUCGACAUUAUUUUUGUCACCAAUCUAAAUCCCCACUCGAACCACCGAUUGUUUUUAAAAAAUUUUUCUACCAAGAUUGUCCCGUAUUAACCUCAUCCCGUUCAAAUUCAAGGGUUUCCGUUGGUAUCUUAAUGGUCACCGUAUGCACGGCACUUUUAUUGGCCGUUUUCCUCCUGGUAAUAGCUUUUAUUUACAAUACAACGAUACGAAAUUUACUAACUAUGGUCGAUGAUGAUUUCCUUCACAAUUAUCAGUACGAUGCUUUUGUCUCAUAUAAUGUUAACGAUUCCGAUUGGGUUUUCAAUAUUCUAGUUCCAGCUCUUGAAGAUUUACCUGCCGAUGAACAUUGUGAGGGUCAGUCAACAAUCAAAUUCAACAACAAUAACAAUCAAUCAUCAACAGAGUUAACUAAUCAACAACACUCAUCGUCAGGUAAAAGUCACGUUAAAUUGUGUGUCUAUGAUCGUGAUUUUAUCGCAGGCCGACCGAUUAGUGAAUGUAUCACCGAGUCAAUUCGUAACAGUCGUAAAGUGAUUCUAAUUAUUUCAAAUAAUUUCGCUCAAAGUCCUUGGUGCCGUUUCGAAACUGAUCUUGCCCAUAAUACGUUAAUGGAUCAAAACCGUGAAGGUUUAAUUCUGAUCAAAUUGGAAGAAAUGUCAAGUGAAGUGUUGGAAAAAGUUGCACCUCAAUUGCAUUUCCUAUUAAAGACCAGAAUUUAUCUCACUUGGUCGGAAUCUCUUCAUGAGCAGGAAAUUUUCUGGAAAAAGUUACGACGAGCUUUGGGUUUUACUAAACCUUAUGGAACCGUUAAACAAUAUUAUAAGAAUUACGUUGGUGGGCUAACCAAAGAUCGUCGACAAUCAAUUGGACAUUUAAACAAUUCGAUACCAACAUCAGUGAAUAAUAAUUCUAAUAACAAUUAUGGUAAAGACGAAGUUCAUGUUUCCUUUACCAGGAAAACUUUAUCUUCUUCUCGUGAAUCUUUACCGAGUAACGAUUCGGGUAUAAUUACAAUCGAUGACAGUGGAUGUGUUUCAGUUAAUGGAGAUGAUUCAGUUGAUAAUGUAACAGAAUUUAUCGUCGAUCAGAAAGAAAUACUCGAAGAAUCUAAUCAACAGAACAAUUUAGACCAAGAAACAGGUAGAAAAUCAAAUGAACGUAAAGUUACCUCGGUGGCGAUUCAAUUGUUAAAUGUAAUUGGUAACAAUUCAGAGGAAGAUGAGACAAUUGGAAAAGAUGGAGAUGAAGAAGAAGAUGAAAAUGAUCAAUUGAAAGAGGAACAAUUUAUUAGUCUAGAAAUGGACGAUAAUCAUCACCACGUUGACCACUAAUUGUCCAUUCAAAAUGGAAGAAAAGAAAAUCCAAUGGAAAAGAAAAAAGUUCUGUUUUCUAUUCGGAAAACUUCAAGGAUGAGAUUAUUUUUCCAUGAAAUUUAUUCACCAAAAAUGAUCAACAGUAUUCCCGAGUCCCUGGUGAUGAUUUGUUCGUGAAGAUGAUUAAUAAUCAACCCUGAUAAUAAUUCUCGGUUCUCUCUCACUUGUGUCCAUCUUUUUCAUGGAUUCAUGAAAACCUGUUGACCAAUGAUGAUGAUGAUGAUGAUGUUGAUUAUCAUGAUAAUUAAUUUCACCUCAAUUAAUUUGAGGCUUAAUGAUAAAUGUAUUUGUCCCUCUGUGUAUGUUUAUAAUCAUCUGUAGAUAUGAAAAACAUUUACUAUUAAUUUUCAAUUUGUUUUAUAAAUAAAUUGAAUUGAAAACAACAACAAA